This is a messenger RNA of Lotus japonicus, 3450 nucleotides long. RefSeq lists its product as uncharacterized. Lineage: Eukaryota; Viridiplantae; Streptophyta; Magnoliopsida; Fabales; Fabaceae. The record is from RefSeq and is a predicted model, not a curated record. The coding region runs from base 506 to 3181 and encodes 891 amino acids. The transcript is spliced from 6 exons.
AGUUAUUAUUUCCAGCAAUGAAUCUUCUUCUCUUCACACUAACCUCGUAGCCUUUUUCCUCUGUCAAUGACUCAAUGCCAUCAUCAUCCUUAAUUAUUAAUUAACUGUUAUUUAUUAUCAUCAUCUUUAAUUAUUAAUUAAUUGUUAUUUAUUAUUACCAUUAUUGUUUUUAUUAAACUCAGUCUCUCUUCCUCAUCAUUCACCUUUCCAAUUCUCUGCUUUUUCGUUCGACCCAUUUCAAUUUUUUUACCAAGUUUGAAUCUUUUCUGCUUUUCAAUCAUAACCCAUAUUCUCCUUUUUCAUAAUGCGUGAUUAAUUCAGAGCUGCGGUUUGAUUUGGUUCCUUGUUUCUGCUGAAUUCUCUCACCUCUCACUGGGUAUAAACUACAAAGGGAUAUUUAUAUUAUCACAUAUAAAGGAAGCUAAGGCCAGUGGAAUUUUAUUGGAGUGAGACAUGGAAGCUGAAAUUGAAGGCAUGAGAGCUUUUUGGUAGACCCUUUGUCUGCAUGGGGGGCUUAUUACACAUUUUUGAAUUCAAUCAGGGGAAAAUGGCCAAGAAAGUUCGUACUCAUCGGAAAAAUCCAGGUGGCCUGGAAGCUCCUCGAAAUAGUGUAGAUCUGCAAGUAGAAACGUCUAAGAGUCACCGUCCAGAAGGGGAAUUACCAUACUAUUGUCAAGUAGAAGAAGACUGGUCUGAGAAUAGUCGUUAUUCAAAUGCAGGUUCAAUGAAAAAACUAAUCAAUGAAGAGCUAUCCAAACAAUCAAGCAACAGACAAAAUGCGCCAAGCCUUGUGGCAAGGUUGAUGGGGAUAGAAAUGAUGCCAUUAGACAGCAAAUCUGUUGCUAAAUCAGAUAAAAGAAUAAAUGAAAAUAUGGGGAAAAAGUUUUCAAACAAGGGAAUGAGUGAAAGAGGUUCAGUUAGUUGGGAAUCUUCUAACUUCAAUUCUUCGAGCCAGAUGGAAUUUAGUUCAUUUUAUGAAAACACGGAUGGUGAUGGUGAUGGAUGGAGCCGGAGUUUUGGAGAACCAAGGCCACGGGAACAUCUUCAGGAAGAGGAACUCCAGAAAUUCAAGAAAGAGUUCGAAGCAUAUCAAGCAGCAAGGUUUCUGGAAUGUUCAGAGUUUGCUGAAAUUGGCAGUGUUUCUAGACAAUUGCUUGUUCAAGAGAACCCAAACAAGGUAAAGGUGGCACAUAAUUCAAGUUUACAGAGAGCAGCAACAUGGAAUCUUUCAGAGCUUGAUAGUUACUCAUUAAAAAAAGAGCUACCUGACAGUGUAGGUUCAGAAUAUCAUGGUGAUAUGGUGAAGUUAAUCUCUUCUAUGCAAAGGAAAGCCUUUCCUUCAAAGAGCAGAACUCUAAGUAGAGACUUUGAGGAGUCCCUAAUGAAGAAAUCGUAUAAUCGAUUAGACACAUCUUCUUCUCCCCCUCGGAUAGUUAUCUUAAAGCCUGGUCUAGAUAGCAUUUGCAGCCACGAAGAGAGCUGGACCAGUUCAUCAAGCGAUUUUCAAGGGAAAAAUAGUAUAGAAGAUUUUCUUGAGGAAGUGAAAGAGCGUUUGAAAUAUGAACUGCAAGGAAAAACUGCCAAAAAGGAUUAUGUGGUUCGGGGAAGUGAAAUUGAGACACUUCACAAUAAAAAACAAUCUGAUCCUAAACUUAUAGCCCGUCAGAUAGUAAAGCAAGCCAGAGAAAAUGUGACUAGAGAUGCUGACUCAAAUUUGGUCCGCUCGGAAUCAACAAGGUCAUACAAAAGUGAAAUGCAGAUCGAUGGACAGAGUUUCCCUGAAUUUAUUAGUAGAGAUACCAGGAGGUUCUUGUCAGAGAGGCUAAGAAAUGUUGUGAAAAGUGAAAUAUAUGAUGACAUUUCCAAGGGGAACUCAAGAUCAUAUGCAUUAGACAAUCACAAAGUUAGACUCAAGCAGACCGGGGACAUGAUGAAAUGUGCCAAUGAAAGGGAAAUUUCAAAAGAGGAAACACAAAUGAAAACAGGAUCUUUCAGGCAUGAACUAGAUGACAAUAUAUUGCUCCAUAGGGAGUUGUCCCCUCGGAACCUUGUAAGAUCCUUGUCUGCUCCUGUAUCAAGAUCAGGAACAUCAUUCGGGAAGCUUCUUCUAGAGGACCGGCACAUUCUAUCCGGUGGCCAUAUUCGAAGGAAGCUUGAAGCUGUUGAAACUAUGUCUGCUGAUGUUAAAAAACGGAAAAAAGACAGAUUUAAUAUUAAAGAAAGGGUCUCCAAUUUAAGAUACAGUCUUGCUCUAAGAGGGAAGCUUUUGGGCAAAAGGAUUCAAUCAAUGGUAGAACCACAUGGCAAUGAAUAUUGUCCCUUGGUGAGAGAUGUCACGAGUGGACCAACAGUUCUUAUGAACUGUGGUGAGAGGCAUGAAAACUCCACUGAGGUACCUCCUAGUCCUGCGUCUGUGUGCAGCAGUGUUCAUGAAGACUUUUGGAGGCGGACUGAAUAUUUAAGUCCUAUAUCAACUCCUGAUGUGUUUUCAAGAGAUGAUAUUGCUGGGGCCCAUGUUUUUAGAGAUAUCAGCUCAGGUUUGAAUGAGCUAAGGAGACAACUCAAUCAACUUGAAUCUGAUGGUCCUGAGGACUUCACCAUGAAACAGGAGCCUGAUGAGUCUGAAUUAGUUCAAUUAGAGGAUCCAGCAGAAUCUUACAUAAGAGAUCUACUUGUUGCUUCUGGUCUGUACUUUGGUUCAUGGGAUAAAUCUCUAUUAAGAGGGGACACAUUUGGAAAGCCUAUUGGCAACUCUGUUUUUGAAGAAGUGGAAGAAUCCCAAAAGAAUUUGGUCAAGGAGAAUGAUGAAAGUUCUAUAAAGGAUCAGAAUAAGAUAGACCACAGGAUUCUGCUUGAUUUGCUAAAUGAGGCACUGUCAGUUGUUCUCGGACCGACUUUGACGGUGUCUCAAUUCAGAAGGAAAUUAAGCAACUCUUCCAUGUUGCCGCCACCUCGAGGAAAGGAACUGUUGAAGUUAGUAUGGAACAUUAUCGGAGUUUCUGUAUAUCCUCCAUCUGACAUUGCUCCUUGUUCACUUGACAGUUUGGUUGCUCAACACCUGAGAUCCAUCCCUUGGUCUGGAUUAACAAAUGAUGAGAUCAAUGUAGUGGAAAGAGAGAUAGAAUGUCUAAUAAUAAAUGAUCUGGUUGAAGAACUCACAAAGGAUAUGCUUGAGAUUUGAGAAAUAUCAUUUUACAUGACCAUAAUUCUGCACAUUGGAGCAAGGCUUAUACAUGAUUACCCAAAUUAGAGAAUAACAACCUAAUUGAUAUAGUUGUGUUAAUGAAAAACUGCAUGAAUAUGUGUGUGUGUGUGUGUGUGUAUAUAGUAAUGGGGUUUUAUGUUUGUGAUAUAGGAGCAUUGAGUUGCGGUUAUACAUAUUGUAUAUGAGUGGCUUGAACUAUUAGGUUCUUUUUUUCAAAGUAGAAAUUUGAUUGAUUAUAGUUAUAA